AAUGAAUAUAGUACACAGUGAAGAUGUUGACCUUGAUUGGCCGUAGUAGGUUGCGGUUGCGGUUGGUGUUCCUUUACUCAAUUCUACUUGCUUUCUUAAUGGCGGUUCUCUCUCAAUUUCUCAAACCCUAAAUCUUUCUGUUUGGAACUCUGAUAAUCAUCAAUUAUCACAGCCAUUGAUGCCAUAGCUUUAUCUGGAUUCUCAUGAGCUGCAAGUUAGUUAGGUAGGUCUGCUAAUGGCUGAUGACACAACAACCCUAAGUUACUGGUUGAACUGGAGGUUCUUCCUGUGUGCAUUAUGGGUCAUCAUUGCUAUGAUAGCAGCAGCUGUUUUAAUCAUUAAAUAUGAAGUCUUCAACAAAAGAACAAGUCACAGAAAAGAAGAUGAACAUGAUGUGGAACCAAUUGGGAUCUUGUAUGAAGAUGAAACUUGGAAGACCUCUUUGAAAGCACUCCAUCCUGUUUGGCUGCUUGUUUACAGAUUAAUUGCAUUUGGUGUCAUGUUAGCAGUUCUUAUUGCUAAUCUGAUAACCGCUGGACCUGAUGUACUUUUCUUUUACACUCAGUGGACAUUUACUUUGGUGACUUUAUAUUUUGGGCUUGGAUCUUCACUUUCCAUUCAUGGAUGUUAUAAAUAUUGGAAUGAAGUUGAUGAUGAUAAUAACAAUCAUGUUUUAGACACAGAAAGAGGCACUUACAUUGCUCCCUCAGAGGGAUUAAGUUCCCACAGAAUGCCCAUAAUCCCUACCAAUCACAAAGAGACUCAUGAUAGAAAGACUGCUGGUAUAUGGGGAUAUUUCUUUCAAAUAGUCUUCCAGAUAUGUGCAGGUGCUGUUGGACUCACGGAUAGUGUCUUUUGGUUCAUAAUCUAUCCGUUUCUUACCCCUGCAGGGUACACUUUAACUUUAUUGGAUGUUAGCAUGCAUUCUCUCAAUGCCAUUCUCCUCAUUAUUGACAUGAUUCUCAAUCGCCUACGAUUCCCUUUCUUUCGUUUGGCCUAUUUUGGUCUAUGGACAUGUAUAUUUGUCAUUUUCCAGUGGAUCGUUCAUGCUUGUGUAUCAAUGUGGUGGCCAUAUUCCUUUCUUGAUUUAUCAUCUCCAUAUGCUCCCAUUUGGUAUUUAGGAGUGGGAUUGAUUCAUCUCCCUGCUUAUGGCAUCUUUGCACUCUUAAUCCUAAAGGAGUUGGUGAGUAGAAGAUGCAGAAUCUCAAUUAUAGUAUCCGUUGCAUUGCAUCUUUCAACCAACAACAACAACACACACACCCUUUUCUAUCAUCUCUCACCGGGUUUUAGGACAACAGAAAUGGCACGCAAGAAGAUCCGAGAGUAUGAUUCCAAGAGGUUGGUGAAGGAGCAUUAUAAGAGGAUUUCUGGUUCUGAACUGCCCAUCAAAUCUGCACAGGUUACAGAAUCAACCGACUUCAAUGAGCUUGUAGAGAGGGAACCAUGGUUAUCUUCAUCCAAACUGGUUGUGAAACCCGACAUGUUGUUUGGAAAGCGUGGCAAGAGUGGACUUGUUGCCCUGAAUCUUGAUUUGGCUCAAGUUGCUGAAUUCGUAAAGGAGCGACUGGGGAAAGAGGUUGUAAUGGGAGGAUGCCAAGGACCCAUAACCACAUUCAUUGUUGAACCAUUUGUCCCACAUAACGAAGAGUUCUAUAUCAACAUUGUUUCUGAGAGAUUAGGGUGUAGCAUUAGCUUCUCAGAAUGUGGAGGAAUUGACAUUGAAGAAAAUUGGGACAAAGUGAAGACAAUAUUUUUACCAACAGGGGUAUCUUUAAAUCAAGAAAUCUGUGCUCCACUUGUUGCCACUCUCCCAUUGGAAUUCAAAUCUGUAAUCGAGCAGUUCAUCACACACAUAUAUUCCCUAUUCAUAGAUCUUGAUUUCACUUUCCUAGAAAUGAAUCCGUUCACAUUGGUAGAUGGAAAGGCUUAUCCUCUUGAUAUGAGAGGCGAGCUUGAUGAUACUGCUGCUUUCAAGAAUUUCAAAAAGUGGGGCAGUAUCGAAUUCCCAAUGCCCUUUGGAAGAGUUAUGAGUGCUACUGAAAGCUUUAUUCAUGGACUUGACGAAAAGACCAGUGCAUCUUUGAAGUUCACUGUUCUUAACCCAAAAGGGCGAAUUUGGACUAUGGUGGCUGGUGGUGGUGCUAGUGUCAUCUAUGCAGAUACAGUUGGAGAUCUUGGUUAUGCUUCUGAGCUUGGAAACUAUGCAGAAUAUAGUGGUGCACCCAAUGAAGAGGAAGUUCUGCAAUAUGCUCGAGUUGUGAUUGAUUGUGCAACUGCUGAUCCUGAUGGUCAAAGGAGGGCACUUGUGGUGGGAGGUGGAAUUGCUAACUUCACUGAUGUUGCAGCCACCUUCAAUGGCAUCAUUCGUGCAAUGAAAGAGAAGGUAGCUAAGUUGAAAGCUGCAAACAUGCACAUCUAUGUGCGAAGAGGAGGUCCAAAUUACCAAAGAGGACUUGCAAGAAUGCGUGCACUUGGAGCCGAACUUGGUAUCCCCAUUGAGGUGUAUGGGGCCUGA
This is a messenger RNA of Lactuca virosa, 2515 nucleotides long. The record is from the annotation of a GenBank genome assembly. NCBI's taxonomy places the organism in Eukaryota, Viridiplantae, Streptophyta, Magnoliopsida, Asterales, Asteraceae.